UUUUGUCUAAUAAUUAACAUUUGAUAUAUUACGUUCAUGCAUUUCACAACAUUUUUUUAAAUUUACAUUAUGCAUUUGAAUGUUUUUGCUUCCAUUCCUGCAAUGUAAUAUUGUGGUUAAUUAAAUUUGUUGCUAGGUCGGACAUGAUUAUUAGCUAUCCCUCGCAGGCUAACGUUAGCUUGUUUUAUUAGCCAUCCUUAGUAGCUAGCGUAGCUAGUGUUUGUUUACGUUAUGCGACAACUUGUUUUGAGGCAGAGGAAUUGAAUUGCACUUGUGACAAGUCAACGUUUAACCUUCGCUACCUAUAUACCAGAUAUAUUAUUUCAGCCAGCUUUUGCUUGUCCUAAUUCAUAUGGUUUAUAUAUAUAUGUAGCUAGCUCAGCAAGCUAGUACAGUACAAGCUGGGAAGGUACUAGCUUGCACUGCUGGGUUGUUUUCUUUUGACGCGUUUAGCCCCUACUGACAGUACUGUAACGUAACGUUAGCUUUACGCUAGGCUUGGCAGCUGUAGGUGUGCAGAUCGGGCAAGCUGUUGUAGCCAUAUCAUUAUGUCAGACGCGAACAGUCUACAAGCGGCGGUUUCUGUGUAUGAGAGUGCCAGUCUCGCGGUAGCUAUGGAGCAGUGUGCGUGUGUGGAGCGGGAGCUGGAGAAGGUGCUCCAUCGCUUUGUCAUGUAUGGUCACCAGUCUGAGGAGAGGCUGGACGAGCUCCUGCGCACUGUCUGCGAGCUACGGGGACAGCUGGUCACGUUCGGAGUACAAGAUACAGAUUUUUCAGUCCUGUCUCAAACCAUGGCUCAGUGUUGUAAGAACAUUAAAGAAACUGUACAGAUGCUGGCCUCACGACACAAGGACAUCCAUGGCAGCGUGUCUAAAGUGGGCAAAGCCAUAGACAGGAAUUUCGACGCGGAGGUGAGUGCCGUGGUGGCGGAGACGGUGUGGGACUCGUCAGAGAGACAGAAGUACCUGAGCGAGACCAUCGUAGAGCACCUCUACAGACAAGGCAUGCUCAGCGUGGCAGAGGACCUCUGCCAGGAGUCUGGCGUGGUCAUAGACAUGAGCAUGAAGCAGCCCUUUCUGGAGCUCAACCGCAUCCUGGAGGGACUGAGGAUGCAGGACCUCCGGCCAGCACUGGAGUGGGCGGUGACGAACAGGCAGCGUCUGCUCGACCUGAACAGCACCCUGGAGUUCAAGCUGCACCGCCUCUACUUCAUCAGCCUGCUCAACGGGGGCAUCGGCAACCAGCUGGAGGCCCUGCAGUACGCCCGCCACUUCCAGCCCUUCGCCUCGCAGCACCAGAGAGACAUCCAGAUCCUGAUGGGCAGCCUGGUUUACCUGCGUCACGGCAUAGAGAACUCCCCCUACCGCACGCUGCUGGAGACCAACCAGUGGGCCGAGAUCUGCAACAUCUUCACCAGGGACGCCUGCGCUCUGUUGGGCCUCUCUGUAGAGUCCCCCCUCAGUGUCAGCUUUGCGUCGGGCUGCAUGGCGCUGCCUGUGCUGAUGAACAUCAAGCAGGUCAUAGAGCAGAGGCAGUGCAGUGGAGUCUGGACACACAAGGAUGAGCUGCCUAUCGAGAUCGACCUGGGGAAGAAGUGCUGGUACCACUCUGUGUUCGCCUGCCCCAUCCUCCGGCAGCAGACCUCCGAGAGCAACCCGCCUAUGAAGCUCAUCUGUGGGCAUGUCAUCUCCAGAGACGCCCUCAACAAACUCACCAACUCCGGAAAGCUCAAAUGCCCCUAUUGCCCCAUGGAACAGAACCCAUCAGAUGCCAAGCAGAUCUUCUUUUGAUACCGUUUCCCUUACCGCGCUCCAGAGAAUGGCUGAACCUCCUCCCCGUGCCCCUCCCUUCGUCCGUACCCCCCCGGCUCCCUGCCAGUCGUCCCUAGACGCCCCUGGAAGCCAUCAGCCGCCCCUUCUGUGUAGAGACCUGUGUGGAUGAUCCCAGUCUGGGCAGCACAGAGACAAGGGGGUCAGUCCGUAUCAAAGACCGCCACAAGGAACACGACUCCGAAAAAGCAUCCCUCAUUGACACUCAUUUUUGCGACUGCCUGCAAACUGCUUACCGCCCCCCGCCCUCCAAGACAUGUACUGCUUUACCAUUUUCAUUAGUUUUAUUGAGUUAUGGAUGACUGCUAGUUUCUUUCCUCUCCUCCCCCAUUGGUAGGUUUUUGGACAGAGAAUGGGCUGAACGAUUAUGUAUGGGUGACUGGGUUUAAUAGCAGCUUGUUUCAGGAUAGUAUUUAAACUUCUAUUAUACAGAGACAGUUCAGAGAGACCUUUUUGAGAAAGUAUAUUCACAUAUAAAUUGUAUUGAUGGCUUAUGUGCUGGUGGAGGUUAAUCGUAGUAGCAGUCUAUUGUGAAUGAAAGACUUGGUUGGGACAUGUGAUGCGUCCCUCAGAUGUAAUAAAGGCCUUGACUGAUUGAACGUCCCUGUGGGUGAAAUUCAUCAGUUUGUGUGCUAGGCGAAUUCUCCGUUUAUUUUGAGGUCAAGGGUGAAAAGACUGAUCGUGCUCCACGAAGACCCUCAUUAUGGAAGCCAUGUUUCUUGUUCUAUGUAUGUAUUUAAAAAAAGUAUAACAAAAAAGGAAAAAUAUACUACUGUGAAAUGUGCAUUGUUUCAAUUUUCCAUCACUCAUGUAAGAUAGUAAAACCAUACCUAUUGUCAAACGCAGCACCGAUACGACAUGGCUGUGAAGUUGUCUGAGGACUGAGUUGGGUGUUGGGUAGGGUGUCCUCAACCCAUGAGCUCUUUAUCUCCUGGUUCCCUGCGCUGAUUUGGCCGACUGCAAGAGCGAAAAAUAGCGAGCUCCAAAGCUAACGCUAGCCCAAAGUGACUGUUCCGCUGGCGCUCUAAAGCUAACGCGAGCCUUAUAUGACUGUUCCGCUGGCUGUACCAAACCUAGAUGUAUAGUUCCUGAUAUCUCGUUGUUGUGGUCCUAGCCAUGAAAUAGUUAUGUCACCUCACGUCUGUGAGGCUUUGUUGUUGAGCGAGCUCAGCACCAGCCUAGCAACCAUGAUAUCACUCUGGUCUCUCAACAUUCACUAGCGGACAUUUACUUUUUAAAUGUUUGUGUCAGUUCACAUAAAUCAAGUUUGGGUUUACAUUUCAUUCAUGGGUUUGGUUGAUUCCUGGAUUGCUUACUCAAAAGAUUGGAAGAUGACAUUUGAUUUGUAUGGCCUUUCCAGCUCCUGGUAAUUUUUUCUUGUGGUAGGAGAUCUUGGAGGUUUAAUUUCCAGCUUUUGUUUUUUUGUUUUGCAAGUUUUAUUGUAAAUAUCUAACCCUGGACAUGUUUCAAAUACUUGCAUCAUCGAAAUAAAAUAAAACUUUAUACUCA
Molecule: messenger RNA, 3338 nt
Organism: Hypomesus transpacificus
Lineage: Eukaryota; Metazoa; Chordata; Actinopteri; Osmeriformes; Osmeridae
Gene: rmnd5b
Product: required for meiotic nuclear division 5 homolog B
Exons: 10
Coding region: 549-1790 (413 amino acids)
Biological process (GO): proteasome-mediated ubiquitin-dependent protein catabolic process
Cellular component (GO): cytoplasm; GID complex; nucleus
Molecular function (GO): protein binding; ubiquitin protein ligase activity
Source: RefSeq, a predicted model, not a curated record